GAAGAAAGCCUUUGAAGGGAAGUGUGAAUCAUGGGCCCAGGGUCACAGUUCCAAGGUGCUUUGUGCAUUCUGGGAAACUUCAGAUUCCAAGGUCCAUGAAUUGGCAGAAGAAGAGUUGCAGCCUUUGAUAGAGAGCGGUGUUCUCAAAAUCCCUGAAACUAAACAAUUGGCAAAUGAAGAUUCCAAUUAUCAUUAAGUCCAAACGAGCAGGGGAGGGGGUGCAGUGUGCAGACAGCAUCAUUGUAAUUAAUCAAAAACAACAGGGGUCUAACCUUUUUCCUUUGCAGACUCUACAAACCCUAACCCUAGAAAUCUCAUCUUCUUCGCUCGUCGAGUUCUCACAGAAAAUGGGAGAAACAAGGGACAAUGAUGCCUAUGAGGAAGAGCUUCUUGACUACGAAGAAGAAGAAGAAAAAGCUCCCGACUCUGCCACAGGCAAAGUUAAUGGCGAGGCCGCCAGGAAGGGAUAUGUCGGAAUACAUAGCUCAGGAUUCAGGGAUUUCCUUUUGAAGCCAGAACUUCUUCAUGCUAUUGUGGACUCUGGCUUUGAGCAUCCUUCUGAAGGUAAUAUUAUGCAGCACUAUAACCUAUUGAUUUUGGAGCAGUAUUGUGGUUUUGUUAAAAGUUUCAAUUAAGAGGAUCGGAAAGUUAUAUUUUACUCACCAAGGGUUCCUUCGAUACAAUUUUCUUUGGUUCUUCACCAGUGCAACAUUAGUGCAUUCCACAAGCUAUACUGGGCAUGGAUGUCAUUUGCCAAGCUAAAUCUGGGAUGGAUAAGACUGCAGUUUUUGUUCUCUCAACGCUGCAGCAAAUCGAUCCUACUCCAGGGCAAGUUGUUGCACUUGUUCUGUGUCAUACGAGGUAGUUGGCUUACCAGAUUUGUGAGAUUUGUUAGCACAUCAGAAGUUCUUGAGAGAUUUGUGACAAUAGAGAAAGAGAUCGAGUAGAUUAAGAGUUUAAUUUUUAGUCAGAUGAAGCUGCUGUGGCUACAGAUGCAAAUGGUUGUGGAUGCUAAUAGUGGGCAAGGUUUUUCCCCAAUUAAUCGUUCCUCUUCACCUUCAAGCCAACACCUUAUGUCUUGCCAAAAUGAAAGUAAUGAAGAAAACAAUGGGCAAAGGGAUUGAAAGGCAUGUUUGUAUCUCUUCUUGGGUCUGUAAUUUCUGCCACUAGGCAUUUAAUUGAACUUCUUUGGAUUUUGCAAUUUCUAUUUUCGCUUAGAUCCUGUUGUUUUGAGAUUGAUUUAUAUCUAUGGAAUUCCUCUUUUAUGAUUGCUAAUUUAGUGCAUCAAUUAACUGAUUUUUUUUUU
Messenger RNA from Rubroshorea leprosula, 1306 nucleotides. Lineage: Eukaryota; Viridiplantae; Streptophyta; Magnoliopsida; Malvales; Dipterocarpaceae. The record is from the annotation of a GenBank genome assembly.